AAAAAAAAAAAAGCUUCUGGAGCUCUGAUAACAGAGUGAACUCAACGACAUCUCCACCAACAGUCACCAAAGAAAAAAACCUUUCUCUCGGAGCUCGAGAGUUUUAAUUCAUUUCUUAAGUUUUUUCAAACUGAGCCUCUCCGAUUCCUACUCAGUAAUGACGAGUUUGACUCUGAGUCCACUGUUCCGAGUUCCAAUUUUCAUUAUAUCUCCGCCGUUGGAUCCUCCUCCGUUUACGGCCGCAAAUUGUUUCAGCUCCUAGUAGUGUUGUUGUUGCUUUUUUUAAACUCAAAAAGUUUGUUCAUGCUCAUUUGGUUCUUCACAGUUUGAUCUCGCCGUUGAUUCCCAUCGAAUCUCACAGAUCUGAAACGCUUAAUCAACGGCGUCGGUGAUGAUGUCGGUGCUCGCUGUUUCCAUCACUACCGGAGGAUUCGACAAACCUCGACGGUUGUUGCUGAAAUGGAUUCUUUUUAUAUUUUAUGUGAUAUCCAUCGUCUAUGCUGAUGUACCCAGGAGUCUAUUGGAAGCCCCUUCAGUAUAUCCAACUAGACCACCUUUGGCUGCACCUGCUAUUCCCGAUCUGCCUCUGCCAGCUGACCUUCCUCCGUCCCAUAAACCUCAACAUAAGCAUUUUUCUCCACGUGGUGCACCCACAAUUGCUUUAUCACCAGCCCAUACUCCUAUUUAUGGCCCACUGGUAACUUCUACUCACCCCCCUACAAGUUCACAUCUGUCAAAACCAUUAAUGAAGAGGAAUAGUUUAGCACCGCCUAUUGCUGGUUUUGAGAAUAUUUCCCCAACAGAGGCUGGUGCUGGUGUUGUUCCUUCUGGUUUGCCUCAGCCACCAUUAUCUCCUUAUGCAUCCAACUGUUGCAAACCAGACAUGGUAUUGAAGCGAGGGACUCGGGGCUGCCACUGUGUGUAUCCGAUACAGCUAGACCUUCUCCUUUUAAAUGUCUCCCAAAAUCCUAGUUGGAAUGUGUUUCUAAAUGAACUAGCUUUGCAACUUGGAUUGGAAGUUUCUCAAAUAGAGCUGAUCAGCUUUAAUGUAGUCAGCUUAUCAAGGUUGAAUAUUUCAAUGGAUAUAGUUCCACUCAAGGGAAUCAGUUUCUCUGCAAGUGAGGCAUAUGCAAUAAACUCUUCGCUUGUCAUGCAUAAGGUUCAUGUAGACCCUACAUUAGUGGGUGAUUAUAAACUUCUCAAUUUGACCUGGUUUCAGCCUCCACCGCCUGCUCCAGCUCCUCUAGUCGCUAUGUCACCUGUGGAAGCCCCACAUAAGUUACCAACUGCUAAACCACUCAAUACUUCAAACGGAGGGAGGCAUUCAAAUUUGAUCAUUAUUAUUGUUAUUGGCACUGGUGUACUGUUCAUAGCCAUUAUAUCUGUGCUUGUACUUUGUUUAUGCACAAACCGCUCAGGGAAGACUAAAGCAUCUCCUGUAGAAACUGAAAAGCCAAGGACGGUGAAUACAGCUCCUACAGUAGGAUCUCUUCCCCACCCAACCAGCACUCGAUUUAUAGCUUAUGAAGAACUCAAGGAAGCUACAAACAACUUUGAAUCUGCAAGCAUACUUGGAGAAGGUGGGUUUGGUAGAGUUUUCAAGGGUGUCUUAAGUGAUGGUACAGCUGUAGCAAUCAAAAGGCUUACUAGUGGAGGCCAACAGGGGGAUAAAGAGUUUCUAGUAGAGGUUGAGAUGCUUAGCAGGCUGCAUCACCGUAAUCUUGUCAAACUAGUGGGUUACUAUAGCAAUCGCGACUCUUCACAAAACCUACUUUGCUAUGAGCUUGUCCCAAAUGGAAGCUUGGAGGCCUGGCUCCAUGGUCCACUAGGAGUAAAUUGUCCUUUGGAUUGGGAAACUAGAAUGAAGAUCGCACUUGAUGCUGCAAGAGGACUUGCCUACCUGCAUGAGGACUCACAGCCCUGUGUUAUUCACAGAGAUUUCAAGGCAUCCAAUAUAUUGCUUGAGAACAACUUCCAUGCUAAAGUUGCUGAUUUUGGGCUUGCCAAACAGGCACCCGAAGGCAGAGCAAAUUACUUGUCUACUCGAGUGAUGGGCACAUUUGGGUAUGUAGCUCCAGAGUAUGCAAUGACAGGGCAUCUACUUGUUAAAAGUGAUGUCUACAGCUAUGGGGUUGUACUACUUGAAUUGCUGACAGGAAGGAAGCCUGUGGAUAUGUCACAGCCUUCUGGACAGGAAAAUCUUGUCACUUGGGCCAGACCAAUUCUUAGAGACAAGGAUCGGCUGGAAGAGCUUGCUGAUCCAAGUCUUGGAGGAAAGUAUCCAAAGGAAGAUUUUGUACGGGUUUGCACGAUUGCUGCAGCUUGUGUUGCUCCUGAGGCAAGCCAACGGCCUACAAUGGGUGAAGUGGUGCAGUCACUUAAAAUGGUGCAGCGCGUCACAGAAUAUCAAGAUUCCACAUUAACUUCUUCCAACAACCGGCCCAACCUGAGGCAGUCAUCUACUACCUUUGAGUCUGAUGGAACAUCAUCAAUUUUCUCUUCUGGCCCUUACUCUGGUCUAAGCACCUUUGACAAUGACAACAUCUCAAGGACAGUGGUUUUCUCUGAAGAUCUUCAUGAAGGACGAUGAAGACCUUAAAGGUAAGUUAGCCAGAAGUCUUCAUUCAUUGUAUAGUUUUUGACUGCCAAAAAUCAACGAUGUGAAGAGUGUUCUUGUUGGAGGCGGACAUAAGGAACAAGAUUUUUUUAUGAGAAUGGCAUAGAUUUUGUAAGUGUGAUUGGUGGGGGCUGGGAAUGAUGGGUGCUUUUGUGUUGUCCCUGGUGGAGAACCAUUGUUCAGUUUUCCCCUAGGCAGUGUUUCUCCCUCUUGGAUAAAUUUUGUAAAUAUGCCUUGUAGCUUGUUUCAUCAGAUUGGCUUUAAAGGGUCUAUUAAUUUAAUUCUCUAUUUUUUUUUUC
This is a messenger RNA of Quercus robur (English oak), 2916 nucleotides long. RefSeq names its product proline-rich receptor-like protein kinase PERK15. The transcript is spliced from 8 exons. Gene Ontology annotation, molecular function: protein kinase activity; ATP binding. NCBI's taxonomy places the organism in Eukaryota, Viridiplantae, Streptophyta, Magnoliopsida, Fagales, Fagaceae. Gene Ontology annotation, biological process: protein phosphorylation. The record is from RefSeq and is a predicted model, not a curated record. Bases 392 to 2590 code for a protein of 732 amino acids.